Messenger RNA from Paecilomyces variotii, 1728 nucleotides. Its product is annotated as Gcp-like domain-containing protein. The record is from RefSeq and is a predicted model, not a curated record. The transcript is spliced from 2 exons. NCBI's taxonomy places the organism in Eukaryota, Fungi, Ascomycota, Eurotiomycetes, Eurotiales, Thermoascaceae. The coding region runs from base 155 to 1231 and encodes 358 amino acids. Gene Ontology annotation, cellular component: EKC/KEOPS complex; cytoplasm. Gene Ontology annotation, biological process: tRNA threonylcarbamoyladenosine modification.
UAAACCUCUCGCGGAUCUGCCGCGCAGCCGCCAAUCGAUAACGCCGUAGAUAGCAAUCUGUGAAAAGAAAUCGUCCUGCUCGUUUCGGAUGCAAUGCAGCCUCGUCUGUUGACCCGAUCAGCUUGUGCUUCUGGAUGAGAGAACCCUGACCCUCAUGAUUGCCAUCGGUCUCGAGGGCUCGGCCAACAAGCUGGGCGUUGGCCUCAUCUUGCAUCCUGAUAAUGGCGGCCCCGCGCAGGUGCUCUCCAAUAUCCGUCACACGUACGUUUCCCCUCCCGGAGAGGGUUUUCUACCAAAGGAUACCGCUCGACACCACCGGGCAUGGGUGGUCAGACUGGUCAAGCAGGCAAUCAAGCAGGCUGGAGUGAGCAUCGACGAUGUCGACUGCAUUUGCUACACCAAAGGGCCCGGCAUGGGUGCCCCGCUCCAAAGUGUCGCUGUGGCGGCUAGAAUGCUCAGUCUGCUGUGGGGGAAGGAAUUAGUCGGAGUGAACCAUUGUGUUGGCCACAUCGAGAUGGGACGGCUCAUCACCGGCGCCCCGAACCCAAUUGUCCUUUAUGUCUCUGGAGGUAACACCCAGGUGAUUGCCUACAGUUCCCAGCGUUAUCGGAUCUUUGGUGAGACGCUGGACAUUGCGGUGGGUAACUGCCUGGAUCGGUUCGCACGCACAUUACACAUCUCCAACGACCCCGCGCCGGGGUAUAACAUCGAGCAACUGGCCAAGAAGGGCAAGCGACUCGUUGAUCUACCAUAUGCCGUCAAGGGCAUGGACUGCUCGUUCUCUGGUAUCUUAGCGGCUGUCGAUGCAUUGGCAGCAAGUUGGGGACUAGCCGGAGAGGAGAAGGAAGGCGAGAAAAUCCCUACUAUAGACGCGGAGGGAAACCCGCUCCCGACGCGCGCAGAUCUCUGCUUCUCUCUCCAGGAAACCAUUUUCGCAAUGCUGGUUGAAAUCACAGAACGUGCCAUGGCGCAUGUGGGGUCGAAGGAAGUUCUCAUUGUCGGUGGUGUCGGUUCCAACGAGCGUCUACAGGAAAUGAUGGGCACUAUGGCCCGAGACCGUGGUGGUAGUGUUUAUGCCACAGAUGAACGCUUCUGUAUCGAUAACGGCAUCAUGAUCGCGCAAGCUGGUAUACUCGCCUAUAAGACGGGCUUCCGCACGGCCCUCGAAGACUCGACGUGCACGCAGCGAUUCCGGACUGAUGAUGUUUUCGUGAAGUGGAGAGAAGAUUAGUAUCUAUUCUCUCUCUCUCUCUCUCAACUAUUACGAUAUUUGUUCUUUUGAAGAUCUAAUUAAGGUACUACUAUGCACCUAAAAAGCUUCUGAUAUUUUACGUUCUGGACGGUGAGGGUCUCAGUCUUGUCUUUUUCGUAUACAUAGAUAAAUGGAAUUCUCGGAUGAGAUAUGAUCCAAAAAAGCAAUCACAACAUGCUAUUGACUACAGAGUCGUACAUCAACUUAAAUUGCCUAAUCUGGUUAUUCUUCGAUAGCUUGGACAAAGGACUACACUUGGAUUUAUUCCAUUUCUUCCAAGGACCAUAUCAUGAAAGCCUUGGUUUGUAGCAAGGUUAUUCUAACAUAACAAACAUGACCCAUCUCACCGGCAACAAUAGUCGGUCCGAACGUUAACAUGGUUAGAGAGGCGCUAUGCUGUGAUCAUACAUAAAGCACGCGUCCCGUUCUUUUUAUUGGCUUAAUCGAGCCAAUGGCCAAGGGAAGCUGCUUGAGCG